Felis catus (domestic cat) is the source of this 3382-nucleotide messenger RNA. RefSeq lists its product as uncharacterized. Bases 802 to 1758 code for a protein of 318 amino acids. The transcript has 2 exons. The record is from RefSeq and is a predicted model, not a curated record. Lineage: Eukaryota; Metazoa; Chordata; Mammalia; Carnivora; Felidae.
GGCGCCGAUACCUGGCAGUCCUUUGACGCGGCCGCUCCCCACGGCAGACACCUCACACUAAACGGGGCCAGAGAGGCUUGGCUCCAGUGCGGAGUAGAGAAGACGAACGGCUGCCUCAGUGACACACAGGGUAGAGACAAACAGAAACCUCUACCCUCUUCUGUCUCUCGGUAUCGCAUAGCCUGAGCGAGGCUCCUGAAAGCUGGAGCCCGGCCACACCGCCUGCACAAGGAGUGGCCGAGGGAGGAGUGACGGCAGGUGAGGGCUAACCAGUUUGUUCGUGCUCAAAGUGAGUUGUCACUCUGGCUCCCUUGCUCCACCGAGGGGGUGGCGGUGAGGUGUUCACGGCUAGGGUUCCGAGGGUCCAGGCCGGUUUGGGAGAACACCCGCUUCCUGCCCCCGCCUCUUCCGUUCCACAGAAGCCUGGCAAUGCUGGUGCCGGGGAACUGGGGACAGGGAGCGAGCCUGCCCGGUCUGGCCUCGGAGCUGCCUCUACCCUGAGCCAGGGGCAGGGGAGGCCGGACGCACCGCCACUCGGCUGCCAGGGUGGGGACGUUUGCCUCAUCCCAUCCACCCCGCCAAACCUGUCUUCCCGCCACCCCCGGGAGCAUGGCCCUGCCGCGGCCGCACGCACAGGGCGUGCUCAGGGCAUGCCGCUCCUGUCACUGGGUGUCACUGGGUGGCCGGAGACAGGAAGCAGAACUGGUCGGGCCCUGCUUGUGCUGCUCUCUGUCCCCUAAUUAGACGUUUCCGGCAAGGCGGCGGCUGUGGCUACUCAUCGCCCGCCCACAGCCGUGGAGAAUGGCGAGGCCGCACCAGCCUGGCCCUCUCCCUACUCCUUCAGGGGUUCGCGGGUUCCCCUCGUGUUGGCCCAGCUCGCCUCCACUGGAUGAUGCCCAGGGCCGGGCCGGGAGCAGCUUGCCACCCGAGGCCCUUCUCCUCCUUCCCCCGGCAAGCCCCGCCUCCCUCAGACUGAGAGCUGCUGGCCAAAUACUGGACAGAGGGCCAGGUCCUACCCCUACCCAGCAAGGCCUCAGGUCGGGGCCGGGCACGGGGCCCGGUGCCGGCUCCCCAGGGAGAGCAGGUAAAGCAGAUGUGAGGACCCAGCCUCUGACCACACGGGGGCCGGUGCUCGUGCUGACCCGGGGUGUGGUUAAGUCAGCUCUGAACGGGCAGGGACAGUGUAUCAGCACGGCCCAGGUUGGUGUUAUCAGGGAAGACAGGAGUCCCCCGUGCCCCUCUCCCCCGGCCCCAGCAGGUCAGCUCUCGAUGCCCGAAAGGCAGCUAGUGCCAGCCAGGUGGCAGAGGCGGGCGGCCCUGGAAACGCAACGGGCCGGUUGCUCAGGCCACUGUGCCCACUCUGAAUGCCAAGUUUUUCUCUCGGGCGGUAUCUUUUCCCCCUUUCCCAACUGCCUGUCGUGCCGUGGCCACAGCGACGCUAACACGGAGCACCCGAGCCCUCACACCAGGGCGGAUGGCCCCGACCGGCCGCGAACUGUGCUCCCCUGCGCGUCCUUGCCGCCCUUCUGGCCACCACAGGGCCGCGCGCCCCUGUGGGACACCACCCUUGUCAGAAGCAACCAUCGGCAGCGGCCACCCUCCGCUCUAGUCCUCCCUGCGCCCGGAGGCCUUGCCCUCACCUGCUUUCUUUCUGGGACAAAUGGUCUGGCGGGAGUCUGCCUCGGGUCACCCCGGCCUGGAGCGGUUUGGCAGCUUUGGGAGACGGCGCCCCAUGGGACAGCCAGGAGCCCCAUCUAGGCCACCGCCCGGGCCCAAGUUGCUCUUCUGUCUCCAUCCACGUCUGGCUUUCUAUGCUCUCUGCCUCGCUCCCUGGAGAGUGUGGCAGACAUGUCCUUCGCUGCCAGCACUUCCCAGGAAUGACAAGAAUGAUCCUCAUUGGAGGCCUAAUUUCCCCCCACCCACACACAUAUACUCUGGGGCCCGAAGAUGACCAAGAGGCCUGUCCACCGCGGCCGGCCAAAAAGCGGCUCCCUGGGACAGGCAUGUGCUGGCGAACUGGCAAGAUAGACAAGAGAGGCCCCAAUGCGGAGAAGGGGGUGCCUGGAAGAGGCCCUGGGACACCCACAUCUGGGAGCACCUCAUUACAGCUGCUAGGCUGUUUCCGGGCUCAUCUCUCUACCCUCAAGUACCUUCCUGGCUUUUCGUUGGUCCUCAGCAGGGGCUUGGCGUGCGGGGUUUCCCCAGCAUCCCCUUCAGUGCAAGACAUGGAAUUCGGGCCCUGGGUACAGGUGCUUGGGCUUCUCCUCAAGAAACCAGCAUUAGUCCCAGCACAUUAAUACUGACACUACAAAGGAGAAACGCUGGGGCCGGGGGAAGUGAAGGGCUCAAGGCCAAGCUCUUGGGCCCAAAUAGGUAGCUGUUAAUCUCCCUUCCACUAUGACCGUUUAGCCCCAUGUGCCCACUUCUGGGCUUUUUCCUCAGCUUUGGAAGGAGAGUGAGGCCAGGGAAAGGUUCUGCCCUGGGGGUGGGAACUUCUAGAAUUGUGUCUCAGGGAGAGAGGCUGGAGUGCUGGUCAGACUGGAGCCUUGGGCCUUCAGUCGGUAAAAGUGCCUCCUUCCAGGCGCUCUCUGAUGUUUUAAGGGUCUCAGAGGGCCCUGGCAGGAAGGUCAGACCUCAAGUAUUUCACUAUUCCCCAGCGUCAGCCCCCCCUCCCCCAGUGCCUCUCACAGUGGGAAUGGGGUCAAUGCUUAGCUGGUCACAACGUGCUGAGUCUGUGAGGUGGGGUGAAGGAAACGUGCCCAGCCGGCUCCUGGGGUCAUGGUCGGCUAGUGAUGGAAUGGCUCAGCCAGAGGACAGGCCACCACAAAACACACUCCCCACUCUCCAGCCAGCUGAGGCACCCAAGCGUGGCCCGAGAACAUUCCCUCUCUCAUUUCCAAAACCUGUGGGAAAACUCUCCAGUGGGCCACAUGGCCUUUAGAGGCUAAAUUAAGUGCUUUGCCUUCUACCCUUGGCCUCACCCCACAGGACUCUCCCUCCCCAAGACAAUGAGAGCAGAUUGUCACCUGUGCCCUCCAGGUUUCGACCCCCUACCCAACAUCUGGGCCAAUCCCCUCGAUCCUGUGUGAGAGGCCUGCACAUCUCCCCUCACCUGGACAGCAGCAGCGGGGGAGGGGGGGGCGGAGGGGGGCACAGACCACCCAGAAGCCUUCCUCAUCACCCGCUGGGACAGCCCCUGGGGAGAAGCCUCCCCCACCACUCCCACUAUGGCCACCAGGACCGUGGUGGGGAAAGGUGGGGAAAAUCACCAGGAUGCAAGGAAGUCAAUGAUUUGAACGAACGGAAUUUCUUUGUCCUUUGUAAAAGUCAACACAUGAUCUGUUACUGAUUGGGAUGUGAAAUAAAACUAAAAAUAACAGCA